AUGGCCGACGCUUUGGUCAUUAUUGCUGCCGAUGUGAUCCUGAAAAAGGUGGCAUCGAUAGCUGCCAACGAAAUCGCCCUUGCUUGGGGUUACAAAACGAAGUUGCACACACUUGAACAGACCUUGAAAAUGAUUCGUGCCAAGUUACAGGAUGCCGAGAAUGAGAAAGGUCUAAAACAUGGUGUGAUGGAGUGGCUGAAACAGCUCAAAGUUGUGGUUGGUGAAGUUGAUGAUGUGUUGGAUGAGGUUGACUACGAAAUAUUGAGACGUGCGAUAAAGAAUCGAGAUCGGGUGGCAAUAAAGGACGCAAACGAUUUGGGACUACAAAAUGAACACCGUGGCCCUGCUGUUCCAGAUCGUCCAUACCCGGAGACAGAUCCAUAUUUAGGAGAAUUCAAAAUUGUUGGUAGGGAGGAUGAUGAAGAGCGCAUCAUACACCUUUUAACCGAGUCAAGAAAAGAAGAAAAACUUACGAUUGUUCCCAUUGUGGGAAUGGGCGGGAUGGGGAAGACCACUCUGGCUAAGUCCGUCUACAAUAAUCCAAAAAUCCAGCAACAUUUUGAGGUUAAAGCUUGGUUGUGUGUGUCGGUUAAGGUUGACAUCAAGACACUUCUCUCAAAUAUCUAUGAAUCUCUUGCAGGAGAGAAACCUAAGUCGGAAACUAUGGUCAAUUUAGUUCGAGAUCUUGAAAAGAAGUUAGGAGCAAAAAGAUAUUUGCUAGUCCUGGAUGACAUUUGGGAUGAAGAGAGAUUAUAUUGGGAAGAUUUUAGGAAUGUUAUGAUAAAUAUGAAUUCACAAACCGGAAGUAGCAUUCUUGUCACUACCCGGAAACUUGAGAUCGGAACUAAGGCUAUGAUGAUUGAUUCGUGUCCUUUAAAAGGUCUUUCUGAUGAUCAUUGUUGGUGUAUCUUUAAAGAGAGGGCGUUUCUAGCAGGACAAUCACCACAACCCGAAUUGGAGGAGAUAGGGCAUGAUAUUGUGAAAAAGUGUCGUGGUUUGCCAUUGCUAGUAAAGGUAAUAGGAGGGGUGUUGCAAAAUUACACUGACGACCUAGAGAAGUGGUUGUCCAUCAAAAAUAGCAAAGUUUGGGAUCUAGAAGUUGAAAGGGAGAGAACUCAAAAGAGUUUGGAACUGAGCUUUGAUAAUCUUCCCAGUUCUAUGGCCAAACAAUGUUUUGCAUAUUGUUCCAUCUUUAAGAAAGACACGGUCAUGGAAAGGGAAGAACUCGUCCAACUUUGGAUGGCUUUAGGGUUUGUUCAAGUGGACGAGGAAAAAAACAAGGAGAUGGAGGAUGUGGGAAAUGAUAUUUUUCAAAUUUUGGUCAGCAAUUCGUUGUUCCAAGAUGUUGAAAGGGAUGAAUAUGGUCACAUCACUCGUUGUAGCAUGCAUGAUCUGGUGCAUGAUCUUUCAUUAUCACUUUCCAAACAUGAAAGCUUAUGUGUGAUGGGUGCGAUGAAUGAUGAUAUUGAUCGUAUUCCUCAAGUUAAACAUCUCGCUUUUUAUCAAGAGCAGAACAAGGACUACGAAUUCCAAAACAAGGUAUCCUUGUUCAUUGAAAGGGCUAAGACAAUUGAAACUUUGCAUACAUUCUUCCUCGAUCAUGAAAUUGGAAAGACUUUUUCAUUUCAACAAUUCAAGUGCAUGCGAGUCCUUAAACUCACAACACAUAAAUUGGAGAAGUUAGACGAUUCGAUUGGAGAUUUGGUGCAUCUAAGGUAUCUACAUUUAUCAUAUCCCGGUAUCACUGUUCUUCCAGAAUCUAUUGGUAAACUAUACCACUUGCAAACUCUGAAGUUACAACAUUGUCAUCUCAAGACGUUUCCAAAAUCCAUGAGAAAUUUGAUAAGCCUGCGGAAUUUCAUGUCUACCAAAAGUCUUCCCGCCAAUAUUGUGGGACAAUUGAUUUCUCUUCGAAAAUUGCCUUCCUUCACAGUGCUUAGAAGGAAGGGACACGGUAUUGAAGAGCUACACCAUUUGAAUAACCUUAGUGGAAAGCUCUGUAUUUUUUAUCUUGAAAAUGUUAGGAGCAAAGAGGAUGCUGUCAAGGCAGACUUAUCUAGAAAGAAAAAUUUAUACGAUAUUCAAUUUAGUUGGAGUAGGUACUACGAAGAUGGAGAUUAUACAAACGUAAUGGAUAUAUUGGAAGGCUUGCAACCCCCACGAGGUGUGAAAAUAUUGACAAUUAAGAAUUUUUCUGGUGAUAAUUUUCCAGCUUGGGUAAUGAAGAUGGCUAUCGAUAUCAAAGGGAAAUCAACACCCCUUGAUAAGCUCGUGUCAAUCACAUUAUCUGGAUGUAGGAGUUGCCUCUCUCUUCCAACGCUUGAGCACCUACCACAUCUUCGGGAUCUUGUGUUGGAGAAUAUGGACAACUUGACAUGCUUAGGAAGUUCCAAUGUUACUGGAUCAAUAAAACCUUUGUCUCCAUCGUUGAGAUCGCUCAAACUAUUUGGUAUGAAAAGACUGGAAAAGUGGAUAGAUGGAGCAACCAACAGCUCAAAAAUGAUUUCACCUGUCCUUGAUAGCUUGGUAAUUAUCGAUUGCCCAAAGAUUAUUCUCUUAGAUGAAUGUCAUCCCCAUCCUCUUGUUUCCUUAAGGAUAUGUUACUGCACAAGUCUGAUAUCCAUUAAGAGCAUACAAGGCCUCACAUCUCUCGUGUCUUUUGAAAUUGUCAUGUGUCCUAGUCUUUUAGAAAUAAGCAAUUUGCCCAACCAAUGUCAUUCUUUGAAGACUUUGCAAAUUAAGCAUUGUGACAAACUGACUUCCUUGCCUCACCAAAUGUUUGACUGUUUUGUUUUCUUAAAUGAGUUGGAACUUGGUGUGUUCUCGGAGGAGCUCGCUUCUUUCCCGAGUCUUCAAGGCAUUGAGAAGCUAAGGGAAAACCUUCACUCGUUAGACUUGAGAGGUCGGUAUCACUGGGAGUCAGUGCCAGAAGAAAUACAACACCUCACUUCACUCACUGAGUUAACCAUAAGAGGAUUCGGAAUGCGAGAACUGCCCAUGUGGUUAACCAGAAUGUCAUCUAUCCGACAUUUGACGUUCCAUGAAUGCAAGGGGCUAAAUAAAGAAACAGUUGUACGUGGAGCACCACCAGAAGCAACUUAUGUUGAACUAUAUAAUUGAGAGUGUUAUUUAAAUAGUUAUUUGAGUGUGUUGUGGUAGUG
Messenger RNA from Lactuca virosa, 3161 nucleotides. Lineage: Eukaryota; Viridiplantae; Streptophyta; Magnoliopsida; Asterales; Asteraceae. The record is from the annotation of a GenBank genome assembly.